AUGGGAGUGACAGAUCUCGAUUCGGGUAUUGUAAGAUCGGAUUGUCCAAUCCCUGAUAAAGUUGGAAUAUUUUAUUUCGAAGUUGAAAUCACGAGUAAGGGAAAAAAUGGAUAUAUUGGAGUCGGAUUUUGCGAAAAAGAAGUUUACUUAAACAGAUUGCCAGACGAUGGAAAUAAGUUUGAAUCUACCGGUACAGGAGCUCCGUAUGGUCCUCCUUUUACUACUGGAGAUAUCAUUGGUUGUGGAAUUAAUUUUUAUAAAAAAAAAGCUUUUUAUACUAAAAAUGGAAAAAAUCUGGGAAUCGCUUUUCAAAAUCUUCAAGGUAACGAUUAUUAUCCUACAGUUGGAUUAAGAACUAAAGGUGAAAAAGUCAAAAUUAAUCUUGGUCAAGAACCAUUUAAAUUUAACAUUAAUGCAUAUGCUAAG
Funneliformis mosseae is the source of this 426-nucleotide messenger RNA. The record is from the annotation of a GenBank genome assembly. Lineage: Eukaryota; Fungi; Glomeromycota; Glomeromycetes; Glomerales; Glomeraceae.